GCAUGGAAUGAUAUGAUUAAUUCCAAUGUAAAACUAUGUGCAAUUCAAAUACCUUUAUCAACUGGAUAUUUUUUUGCAGAUAUGUUUGAUUUUUUAAUAAAAAAUAUAUUUAUGGAUUCACCUGGGAUUUGGUUGCAUCAUAUUUUAGUGGUAGGAGUGCUUAUUUCAUCUAUCUUGACUUGUAAAUAUUUCCCAUAUUUGACAGCAACAUUAUUAGUAGAAAUUG
Molecule: messenger RNA, 226 nt
Organism: Entrophospora candida
Lineage: Eukaryota; Fungi; Glomeromycota; Glomeromycetes; Entrophosporales; Entrophosporaceae
Source: the annotation of a GenBank genome assembly